Giardia duodenalis is the source of this 804-nucleotide messenger RNA. RefSeq names its product putative CAAX prenyl protease. Bases 1 to 804 code for a protein of 267 amino acids. Lineage: Eukaryota; Fornicata; Diplomonadida; Hexamitidae. Gene Ontology annotation, biological process: CAAX-box protein processing. Gene Ontology annotation, cellular component: endoplasmic reticulum membrane. The record is from RefSeq and is a predicted model, not a curated record. Gene Ontology annotation, molecular function: metalloendopeptidase activity. The transcript has a single exon.
AUGCGCGGCAGCGGAGCCCUGCUGCUUAUGCUGGGCCAGGCAUCGACCCAGGGCGUCAUCAUCGUGACUCGCUCCCUGAAAUAUCAGCCGUAUGCUCAGACAGUGUCCGAUAAAGUUCACUUUGCAUGUAUCGCACUCGUCGCUGCAUUUUGCUUAUCCUCUUUCCUCCUCCAUGUAUAUGGUGACGAGGCUCAGAAAGAGCUGUUUUGGAAGCUUUUGACAAAGCCUGUGCCCGUUUCAACUUUGUGGCUGGUGACACUACAACCGCUUUUGCUUCUGCUCUCAGCACUUAGGCACAGGCACUACAAGAGCAACAUUGCGGAGGAGCAGUUCAGCGAACUCUUGUAUAGUCUUGUAAUAGCCCCCGUCGCAGAAGAGGUAAUGUACCGGCUCAUGGUAGAGGCGCUCUUUCAACCACUCGACUACAUGCCUAUGUCACGAAUAGUGAUAAGCAACAGCUUCUUCGCGCUCCUCCACUUUCUUGCCAUAAGGGACAGGUACCGCUUUGCUCAGACCCUGAUUGCCAAGGCGUCGAUACUCCUCAAUGCCGGCCUUACCGUGGUUCUCCAGGCCACGCUAUUCGGGGUAUGGAGUGAGAUGAUGCUAGCAGUUACAGGCUCCAUCUGGCCCUCCAUCAUCAUCCACAGCAUCUGCAACUACAUCGGCCCACCGCGAAUGAUCACGUCCAAAGAUUGGUACAUCAAUGCCAUAGGACUCUGCUGCUUCCUCCUAAAUAUCAUCAUCGUCUGCGAGCUCCAUGGUAUCCCCGUUUCACAGACCCUAUUUGUCCGAUUUAGUAAUUGA